AUGCGCGAGGUGAGGUCGUUCCUGCAAGUUGCAACAAGCUCUGAUGGAUCGCCCAUCCUUCAACGUAGAAGAACUGGAGACUGCAGAAAAAGCGAAAAAGGCAAGUCGAAGCCACCGCUUAAAUCAUCGACGCAUAAGGACUCCCUUGUCGUCGCAGCAGCCCCGAAGACGAAGCGGGGAAAGGAGAUGGCAAUCCUGCUAGAUUGUAGAUUGGAUGUCUGCAGACAGAGCCGACUAUCACAGGCGCAACGACAGUUCAAACGUAUGACGAAAGCGGAGUGGUCGAAAAUGAUCGAAGUCGACAAACCCCCUCUUAGACAACCUCGCCUUGCCUCGCCACACCGCUGCGUGUUCCGAAGGGCGCUGAGGCAAGAUGUCACCUAUGCCGCUGCCCUAAAGGAAACUCGUGCCAAAGUGGAUUUGAAGGAGGCCGAGGGCGUUAAGUUCCACCCCGCCGCCACGGGAGCUACCAUGCUGGAUGACUCUGUCACUAUACUAAUAAACUGCGCGAGGCCAUCGCGGGCCAUUGUGAAGUAA
Molecule: messenger RNA, 537 nt
Organism: Pieris macdunnoughi
Lineage: Eukaryota; Metazoa; Arthropoda; Insecta; Lepidoptera; Pieridae
Source: the annotation of a GenBank genome assembly